CCUCAUCCGACCUUCUCUCUUCUCUUUCCCUAAUUCUUUCGUUCUCACCAUUCGCUUCUCGUUUCUCGUUCCAUACUCUCGUUCUCGCUAAUCUGAGCUGUGCUCACAUACAAAACUAUACCUACUCUCGUUCCACAUUUCGUUUAUACCCAUACCUAAUCAAAAAUGAAGGGAGUCGUCGCCCUCACCCUUCUCGCCGGCGCCCUCAGCGCACCGACACCCUCCGACCUGACCGCGAAAGACCGUGCGUCUUCUUCCGUCCACAAACCCCGGACCUUCUUCGGCAGUGGCCUCGGCCUCGGCCUGGGAGGCUCCGCUAGUGCAGAGGGCUCUGCCUCGCUCGGUGCAGACGGGGGCCUCAACCUCCUCGGCGGCCUAUUCGGUCUCGGAUCUGGAUCCGGAUCCGCGUCUGCUACUGCUGGUGCUAGUGCAUCGGCUAGUGGCUCCGCUGAUGUUGGAGCGUCGCUUGGGGGCUCCGCUGGUGUAGGCGGAUCUGCUGGUGCUAGCGGCGCCGGUUCCGUUGAAGGCUCUGCUGAAGGCGAUGCUGAAGUUGGAGCAUCUGGUUCCGCCGGCGGUUCAGUGGGACUUGGAGCUGGGGUCAGUGGCUCCGCUGGCCUUGGUGGCCACGCCGGUCUUGGCGGACACGCAGGCCUUGGAGAAUCCGCGGGCGGAUCUGUUGGCGGUUCCGCUGACGGAGAAGGAGAAGUUGGCGGAUCUGAUUCCGCCGGUAUUGGCGCUGGUGGUAGCGCGUCUGCUGGCCUUGGAGGUCAUGCCGGGCUCGGCGGUUCGCUUGGCCUGGGAGGUUCUGCAGGGCUCGGUGGUUCCGCUGGUAUUGGCGGUUCUGGCGAGGCUGGAGGUUCCGUUGGAGGAUCAGCUAGCGGUUCCGCCGGCGUUGGAGGUUCCGGAGAAAUUGGCGGAUCUGCAGGUCUUGGAGGAUCUGUUGGUGGAUCCGCUGGCGCCGGCGUAUCUGGUAGCGCCGGCGGCUCGCCUGGAGUUGAAGGGUCCGCUGGUGCAUCUGGUGACCUCGAAGGAGAAGACUGUGUCAAUGGAACCGCUGGUGCUGGUGCUGGUGCUGGAGCCUCUGGCGAGGUUGGAGGCUCCGCAGGCCUCGGCGGAUCUGGCAGCAUCGGCGGUUCAGCUGGUCUAGGUGGAUCCGCUGGGAUUGGUGGUUCAGCUGGCAUCGGAGGAUCUGGAAGCGCUUCUGGCGAGGCUGGAGGCUCUGCAGGCGUCGGCGGUUCUGGCAGCGUUGGUGGAUCAGCUGGCAUUGGAGGUGAAGCUGGUGCCUCUGGUGAACUUGAAGGGUCUGGAAGCGUCAACGGAACCGCAGGCAUUGGAGGAUCCGCUGGUAUUGGAGGUUCUGGAAGUGCUUCCGGCGAGGUUGAAGGCUCUGCAGGUCUAGGUGGUUCUGGCAGCAUUGGCGGAUCAGCCGGCGGCUCUGCCGAACUUGGUGGUUCCGCCGGCAUUGGAGGAUCUGGCAGUGUUGGAGGUUCCGCUGGAGGGUCAGCUGGUCUUGGAGGAUCUGGACACGUCAAUGGAACUGCUUCUCUCGGAGGAUCGGCUGGCGCUGGAGUAUCUGGCAGUGCCGGCGGAUCUGGCAGCGCUGGUCUUGGAGGAUCCGGACAUGUUAACGGAACUGCUUCGCUUGGAGGAUCAGCCGGUGCUGGUGUAUCUGGAAGCGCUGGUGCCUCCGCUGGUAUUGGUGGUUCCGCCGGUAUCGGAGGCUCUGGCAGUGUUGAAGGCUCUGGGAGCGCCUUCGGUUCUGCCGGCAUUGGCGGUUCUGCUGGUGUCGGCGGCUCUGGCAAUGUCAAUGGAACUGCUGGAGCGGGAGUGUCUGGUACUGUUGGAGGAUCUGGCAAUGCUGGUGGUUCCGCCGGUGCUGGUGUCUCUGGAAGCGCUUCAGGUUCCGGUGAUGUGGAAGGCUCUGCCAGUGCUGGAGGAUCGGGUAGUGCUGGCGCAUCUGGUAGCGUCGAAGGAUCGGGCAGCGCUUCAGGCUCAGGUGAUGUUGAGGGCUCCGCUGGUGCUGGUAUAUCUGGCAGUGCUGGGGCUUCUGGUAGCAUUGAGGGAUCUGGAAGCGCCUCUGGUUCCGGUCAUAUUGGAGGCUCAGCUGGCGCCGGAGUCUCUGGAAGCGGCUCCGCCUCGGGUGACGUUGAGGGCUCCGCUGGCGCAUCUGGCAGUGCAGGAGCUUCCGGUGAAGUCGAGGGCUCUGCCAGUACUGGCGCGUCGCCCACCACUGGCGGAUGCACCUGCGCGGAAACUGGAACUUCCAGCGACAACGAUUUCGACCUCGAUGACCUGUAUGACCUCAUUGGAUCGUCCACUACUACCUCUGCACACGCCUCGUUCUCGACUAGCUGGAGCUGGCCUUAGGUCAGGCGCAGUUGCUCUUCCUGACGCUUUGCUUCGCAGGGCAUCCUUCUCUCUGCGCCCUCGUUUGUGAGGCGCUUACGCUCCUUAAUGUGCA
Aspergillus calidoustus is the source of this 2461-nucleotide messenger RNA. The record is from the annotation of a GenBank genome assembly. Lineage: Eukaryota; Fungi; Ascomycota; Eurotiomycetes; Eurotiales; Aspergillaceae.